This is a messenger RNA of Capsicum annuum, 606 nucleotides long. RefSeq lists its product as uncharacterized. The coding region runs from base 1 to 606 and encodes 201 amino acids. The record is from RefSeq and is a predicted model, not a curated record. NCBI's taxonomy places the organism in Eukaryota, Viridiplantae, Streptophyta, Magnoliopsida, Solanales, Solanaceae. The transcript has 4 exons.
AUGGAGGAAGAGUGGUAUGAGAAGUGGGAUAGAGAUAAGGGUGAUAUGAAAGAGGAAAGGCUGCAGAAGGCCUUUCCUAAUGCCUUUGUGGAUCGUUUCUUUCCUCGAGAGUUAAGGGAAAGCAAAACUGGUUUGCUCAUCAGGGAUAUGGAUAUCUCUAGGUUGACAGUUCAUAUACAGCAGGUUGAGGAUGACAAAAGAAAGCAGUCGGGUGAAAGGAAUUACCAAGGUGGUGAUAAUUCUCGAGCUCAAGUUACCCAAUCUCAGGAGAGUGGAGGUUGGACUAUUUAUUCAUGCCCUCCGUGUCAGUUCUUUGGUUAUCCUCAUUGGGGAUUCUAUGUGGAAGGUAGAGAUAAGGGCUUUAAGUAUGGUCGUGUGGACCAUCACCUCAAGGAUUUUUCAAUCAACAAGGUUGCUAUAGAGGCAAAAAAGAUUCUAGUGGCUUUAUUUUCUGCUUCUACACCUGGUGGUAUGGCAUCUGCUUCUAUUACUUCUCCUGGUUUUAGUAUUGGUCGGAACAGGUUCUAUGCUUUGACAUCCCGACAGCAAUCCGAGGCAUUACCUGAUAUUGUCACUAGUACAUUACAACUCUUUUCCCGUGUGUAA